AUGGGCAUAUUUUUCGCUGUGUUCGGUAUGUUGGUAUACCUAAUAGAGACAGGUCUCCAGCUCCAUGUGUGUUGGCGACUUUGGGAAGUUUCGGCUAUUCUGGCCGGAUUAAGUCUUUCCUAUGUCCUUGGUUCCCUAAUUAUUGUAAAUAUCGUGUCGGCUGUAAUGGUCCUCCGAACCAUGGACUUCUCCGGCAAGACAUGUGGUCGAUGUCUGUGUGUUCUCCUCCACGCGUGCCAGCUAGGUCUAAUAUGGCGCUGCCUCAAACUUCUCAUUCUGUAUGACGAGUCUGACUGGAAGGAAUACCUGGGUCUAAGACUCAUCCACACUGCCUUACAGAGUCUUCCCUUUGUCGUCACUUCCGGUUACUACAUGUUCACAUCCAAUUCAUUCGACGCCGAGUCUGUGUUCUCAUUUUUCUUAUUUCUUGUUUCCGGUGCCAUAGCCUUAGCAACCUUCAACUUAGGAAAGUUUUUAUUUGAUUCCGAGGAAUUUUUGGAAUGGAAAGCUCGAGCUCGCAAGCCCGUGGGAAUAUGUUUUCUAGUGUUCGGGACGUUCUUAAUGCUGAUAUCAAGAUGUGGAUCUUUUAUCUUGUUCAUGUCCGUGUAUCAUUACUAUAUAUUAGUACCAGUUUGUGGCCAUUUCAUUGUGUAUAUUCUUAUAACAUCCAUAUACUCGGGGUAUACAGACGGUUGUGGAUUGUGGAGACAGAUAAGGAUUUUUUUAUUCUCAUACUUGAACAUAUUUGACCUUGUUGAAAGGGAGACAACAAAAGUGAGUUGUAGGAAUGUGUUCUACUAUAGUGCUAUUGUCAUAGAAAAUGUUACCAUGACAGCAGUAUGGAUGGUCGCUUUCGAAGGAGAUUACCUAUUUAAAUUGUGCAUUGUUUCAUUAAUGAUAGUCAGUUUCAUAUUUGGAAUUAUUCUAAAAUCUUCAAGUUGUGGUUGUAUUCAUUGGGUGGAUUCGGAUGAUCCUAUAUCUGUGGACACUAUGGAUUUAGCAUUGUAUAUAACCAAACAGGCCAUCGUGGGCCAACAUACCAAUAAUCACAGUGGGGAUCAAAGAUCACGUGAUCAGCGUUAUCUUGAAAACGGCAGCCAUAUUGAAGAUACAGUGCAUAUCGAUCACAUACAAGGUUAUGACAAUGAAGGAUUCCAUAGCAUAUCGACACCAAAUCUUGAGAUUCCUUUAAAUCUAUCAAAGAAAAAUCAUUCCAAGAAAAAGAAAUCUGCAGAUGGGUCUUUAUCUCAAUCUGAUAAAUCUCCUAGGAAACUAGGAUUGACCGGAAGUAGUGGUGACGUUGCUUCGAGCAAUAGCAGAAAUACAAACACCCUGAACAUCAGUAGCCAAAGCAAAGGACAAAGUAAAAAAGGCAUACAUCCCGCCGAUGAUAUGGUAAUUGCUGCAGAUGCUGUGUUACCACGGUCAUCAAUCAAACAGCGUAAGUCAACUAACGGAGUACAACACAUCCCAGUACAGGGAGCGCUCUCCGACCGAGGAGCACCGAAACCAAGAGACAAUUUGAUGGUUAAGCAAUUCUCUAUGAGAAAAACAGCACAUACGAAGGACAUUCCGUUAUUUCCCAACGAGUGUAAUGGGAUCGAAGGAUCUAAAGCUUUUGGUUCUCCUAAGGCCAAGCAUGUCCUUAGUAACUCCGUGGAGGAAUACGAUCCGGAAGACUCGGAAACGUCUGAUGAAUCUGAGUACAUCAGCUAUAGCUACUACUAUGAUACGGAUUGGUCGACCAUGCUUUCCUUUGAUUCUGAGGAUGCAAAUACUUGGGCUCAGCCUGUCUCCCUUGUCAAUCUCCACUCCUUGCCCAAAGACAAAUCAUCUGCCACCCAAAGUGUUCAGACUUGGCUCAGCCGACUAGAGGAGUGGGCACCGAUCAUGGAGCCACCGGAAGUUGCUUUAGAGGAACUUCCUGAUGUGCUUGAUAAGACAUCUAGAGACCAACAAAAUCUGUACAUUAGCUCCUCUCAUCACAGUGACACAUCUCAUCGUAGUUCCAGUGCAUAUGACUCUGCGUAUCGCCAUAUCCCUGUCAUAUCAGACAAAGUGCAAUCCCCUCAUCCAGAUCGCUCUUAUAGGGUCGACACCCAUCACAACACAGCCAACCCCACAAAUUAUGCCAGUUACGAUUUGAAGAAAACAGACAAACUUUGCAUUUCGCCAAACGAGUUAGACCGGCCACCCAUUCCUGCCCUGCCAAGGACAGGACGAGGAACAAUGGUUGACAACGGUGUGUUGCUAUGGCAACAGGAAGACGCAGCUUCACCGGAUUGUGUACAAGAAUCGAUGGUUUAG
This is a messenger RNA of Ylistrum balloti, 2307 nucleotides long. RefSeq lists its product as uncharacterized. Gene Ontology annotation, biological process: engulfment of apoptotic cell; phosphatidylserine exposure on apoptotic cell surface; apoptotic process involved in development. Bases 1 to 2307 code for a protein of 768 amino acids. NCBI's taxonomy places the organism in Eukaryota, Metazoa, Mollusca, Bivalvia, Pectinida, Pectinidae. Gene Ontology annotation, cellular component: plasma membrane. The record is from RefSeq and is a predicted model, not a curated record. The transcript has a single exon.